ACAUCAUGGAGUCUGCACAACUUGAUGACUGGUUUGAAUCAGCUUACAUUUAUCUCAGCACACAUGAGAAGAUCUCUAUUUCAAAUGACAACAAGUUAAAGUUGUAUGCCCUGUUUAAGCAAGUGAUUAUUGGUGAUUGCAAUGGCCCUAAACCAAAUUUGUUUGAAUUCGUCGCACGCGCAAAAUGGGAUGCCUGGAAAUCAAUCUAUGGAAUGCCCGCAAAUGAGGCCAAGGAAGGCUAUGUUUCUUUCGUAGAAUCCCUAAAAGUCGGGUGGUCCCGCGCGGGAGAAUACAAAUAUGAAGGAGUUGAUGAAGAGACAAGAGGUUUUGGAACUUCUGUAAGCACAUUGUCCUAUGAUACUGAAGAAAUAGUAGAGGAGGAUCUGUUCAGCCUGACAUGUGCUGGUGAUGUGGAGAAGGUCCGCGAGCGAGUAACAAAGUACAACGAUUCUGUUAAUAGUAAAGACGACGAGGGCCUGACUCCAUUACACCAUGCAUGUGACCGAGGUUUCCCUGACAUGGCAGAAGCAUUAAUUGAACUUGGUGCGAAUAUCAAUGCUCAGGCAAAUACAUUGGAAACACCUCUGCAUUAUGCCUACAUCUCCGAGCAAUUGGAGACAGCCAAAAUAUUACACAAUCAUCAGUGUGAUAUCUCUUUACGUGAUG
Phycomyces blakesleeanus NRRL 1555(-) is the source of this 666-nucleotide messenger RNA. RefSeq lists its product as hypothetical. The record is from RefSeq and is a predicted model, not a curated record. The transcript has 6 exons. The annotation marks the transcript as partial. Lineage: Eukaryota; Fungi; Mucoromycota; Mucoromycetes; Mucorales; Phycomycetaceae. Gene Ontology annotation, molecular function: fatty-acyl-CoA binding; protein binding.